AUGUGUAGGGGUCCAAAUCAAAUUGAUCAAGACUACAAUUCACUUGGAUUUGUCGAAGGUGUUCAUAAAUGGGCAGAACUGGUCAAGAAAUUAAAACCGUACUUUAUUCUCAAAGUACAUGACCAGUUCUCCGCCGCUAUACUUGAAUUUAUGAGUCACGAUCAAGCUACUGAAGACAUACUUGUAUGUUGUACUCUGAUGCUACUGAACUGCUGUGUGAAACCCUGCAAGAUCAACAAAAAUGUCCGGCCAACGAUACUCUCUGCCCAGGAAGAUACAUUGUUGUUUGCUGAAAACCUGGAAAGCGGUGUGGACCUUAUCCGUAAACUUAUCGAAACGUAUGCAGCACAAGGAGUUGCUGCUCACCCUAAAAUUUUGGCAAUUGGUUCAAGCUACAGAAAGCUUACUGGAGAAUUCUAUGUGAUAUUCAACCGUGUUCAGUACAAAGUUGAUUCAGCUGCUCGUGCGGUAGAUAUUAUGAUCAAGAUGUGCAACGUUAUGAAUCAACCAUUUUCGAAGGUUACAAAACUCGUGUGGUACACCGUUGAGGAAGUCCUGUAUGAUAUUCGCGCACCCGCUCAAUACAAAGAAAUCGAAUCCAUCAAAAAACUUCUGAAAUGAGUAAUUCAGUGAAGUGCUUCUAUGCAGGAUGCCAACAUAUGUUCACACGAGUAAAUGAUUAUAUCACACACCUAAAAUCACAUGACCUAGAAAAGCCACUCCGAUUAGUAAGUACAUUUAUCAAUUGCCUUCAAAAAUUUACAACAAUGUAUAGAUUCAGCCGGCAUCUUAAAACUCAUCUACCAUUAGAGAGAAGUAGUAUGGAAUACGAGAUAAACAACGAAACGACCAAUAUCCAACAUGCAUCACCUAGCAAUUCAGAAGAGGUAAGUAGUAAAAUCACUCAAUUGAAUAUAUUAUAAAUUUUUAUUUUAAAUUUUAGCGUUGCACUUAUCCAGUGGAAAAUAAUGCUGUAUCAGUAUACCCAACAAAUCCAGUUCCUGAUAUUCUGAAGGGUAUUGAACAGAGAGCACUCAGCUUCAUACUCAAUUUGCAUAAACGAAGAAACUUCACACGGAAGGACGUUAUAGAAAUACAAGGAGAAAUUAAAACGCUAUACUCAUACCUGGAGCAGCUUAUUCGCUCAUGUGCACCGACAUCUUUAGAUCCGCAGACACAAUAUGUAUUCGACCUACUGUUAAGAAAAAUGUCUACUCUAUUUGACUUUAUCGAUACCGAGCAUAAGCUAUUCAGGUACCUGACCGAUUUAGAUCUUAUAAGAAAGCCUCAGUUAUUUAUGAUACAUAGAGACAAAAUUACCGACGUUCAUGAAUGUAACGAACCCAUUGAAAGCAAACUGUCUUAUCUAGUUUUGAUGGAUAUUGAAUUUCAAAUAAGAAAAUAUCUUGAGAGCGAAAUGUAUUUGAACAAAUGCAACGAAAUACAGAAAGCCUGAUAGGAAAAUCAAA
Molecule: messenger RNA, 1469 nt
Organism: Armigeres subalbatus
Lineage: Eukaryota; Metazoa; Arthropoda; Insecta; Diptera; Culicidae
Exons: 3
Coding region: 1-621 (206 amino acids)
Source: RefSeq, a predicted model, not a curated record